This is a messenger RNA of Malurus melanocephalus (red-backed fairy wren), 1497 nucleotides long. RefSeq names its product phosphoribosylformylglycinamidine synthase-like. The annotation marks the transcript as partial. The record is from RefSeq and is a predicted model, not a curated record. Lineage: Eukaryota; Metazoa; Chordata; Aves; Passeriformes; Maluridae. The transcript is spliced from 10 exons.
CCGGCGGGGCCGGGGCUGCGGGAGCGCCUGGAGCGGGCGCUGCGGGAUCCGGUGACGGAGCAGCUGUACCCCGAACCCCUCGGAACCUUCGAGGUGCCCGCGCGGCCCCGCCCCGUCACCACCAUCGACAUCCUGGGGCGGGGACAGAGCGCGCUCAGGGACGCCGACAGGGACAUGGGACUGGCGUUUGACCCCUGGGACGUGGAGUUCUACACUCGCCUCUUCCAGAAGAUCGGACGGAACCCGACCUCGGUGGAGGCUUUUGACCUGGCCCAAAGCAACAGUGAGCACAGCCGUCACUGGUUCUUCAAGGGCCACCUGGUGCUGGACGGUCACUCCCGGCCGGGGUCACUCUUCAAGGCCCUGAUGGACACCCAGGGCUGCAGCCACCCCAACAACGUCAUCAAAUUCUGUGAUAACAGCAGGUCAGGGGGCGGGGCAACCCGSGAGGGGCGGGGCUCGUUCGCGCGGCCCUUGGAGGUGGCGAUCGGGGCCAGCGACGGCGCCAGCGACUACGGCAACAAAUUCGGGGAGCCCCUGCUGGCAGGCUUCGCCCGCUCGUUCGGGCAGGUCCUGCCCGGGGGGCAGCGCCGGGAGUGGAUCAAACCCGUCAUGUUCAGCGGCGGCAUCGGAGCCCUGGAGGACGAGCACGUCCGGAAAGAGCCCCCGGAGCCCGGGAUGUUGGUGGUGAAGUUGGGGGGUCCCGUCUACAGGAUCGGCGUGGGGGGAGGGGCCGCCUCCUCCGUCCAGGUGCAGGGGGACAGCGAGGCCGAGCGCGAUUUGGGGGCGGUGCAGCGCGGGGACCCCGAGAUGGAGCAGAAACUGAACCGAGUCCUGCGCGGCUGCGUCGAGAGCGGGGCCAGGAACCCCAUCAGCUCCAUCCACGACCAGGGGGCCGGGGGAAACGGCAAUGUUCUGAAGGAGAUCUCGGAGCCCGCCGGGGCCGUCAUCUACGCCAGCCGCUUCCAGCAAUUUUCCCUAUAUUACCAAUCCAAAAUUUCCCUCCUUCUUGAUGAAAUUGUGGCCGUUUUUUUGCCGUUUUGGCCCGUUUGGCAGGUGGACCGCUCGGUGACGGGGCUGGUGGCGCAGCAGCAGUGCGUGGGGCCCCUGCACACGCCGCUGGCCGACGUGGCCGUGGUGGCCCUGUCGCACUUUGGGGACAGCGGCGCGGCCACGGCCAUCGGCGAGCAGCCGCUCAAGGGGCUGCUGGACCCCGCGGCCGGAGCGCGGCUGGCGCUGGCCGAGGCGCUGACCAACCUGGUGUUCGCACGGGUGACGCAUCUCAAGGACGUGAAGUGCUCGGGCAAUUGGAUGUGGGGGGCCAAGACGGGCGCCGAGGGCGGCGCUUUGGUGGCCGCGUGCGACGCUCUGGUGGUGGCCCUGCGGCGCCUCGGGGUGGCCAUCGACGGCGGCAAGGACUCGCUCAGCAUGGCGGCCAGGGUGGGCAGCGACACCGUCAUGGCGCCCGGUGAGUGAGAAACGGGGUGAAAGUGGGGA